Gastrolobium bilobum is the source of this 891-nucleotide messenger RNA. Its product is annotated as dormancy-associated protein homolog 3-like. The record is from RefSeq and is a predicted model, not a curated record. The coding region runs from base 128 to 517 and encodes 129 amino acids. NCBI's taxonomy places the organism in Eukaryota, Viridiplantae, Streptophyta, Magnoliopsida, Fabales, Fabaceae. The transcript has 3 exons.
AUGGUGCAGAUCUGUUUUGAAAGCCUUCGCUUGUCGUUAAAUAUUCAUCUCAUGCUGCAUCCCAAUUCCAGAAACUGCUCACUUCACUGGGAUCUAAUCUGCUAAAACAACCCACACUCUGCUUCCCAUGGGCCUUCUCGAUCACUUGUGGGAUGACACCGUCGCCGGCCCUCAGCCGGAGAACGGCCUCGGCAAGCUCCGAAAGCGCCACACUUUCGCUUUUGGAUCUAGCUCCGGCAAGGAUGCGGGAAGCGUGAGAUCCAACGGUCAGGAUUUGCCGGAGGAUGCGGUGAAAGUGACACGAAGUAUCAUGAUAGUGAAGCCACCUGGGUACCAGAGUCAGAGUGGAUCGGCUCCGGCUUCCCCCGCCGGUUCAACACCUCCGGUGUCUCCGUUUUCCGGUGAGGACCUAGAUCAGAGUCCUUCCGGUUUCGAAGAAGGUCGACAUCAGAUGCGUACGAGAAGACAGGCCAGAAGAGAUCAAGCCCUUCUUCUCCUUUCGAUGUGUGAGAAAUGAGCCUAAUCACUUUCACCUCCAUGGAUGACUGAAAAUGAUUGUUUCCCUUUGGCCUUUUAUGUAUCCAGUUUUGUUUAGUUUCUGUGCAUAUAUAUAUAUAUAUAUAUAUAUAUACAUGAAUGUGGUUAUGAGUUGAUCAGUCGAGGUCGUGUGUGAGGUAGGUGUGUGGUUUAGCAUCUCGGUCUCAAUUAGUUGAGCUGCGAAAUGGUUUGUAAGUUGUGAAUAAGAAAAUGUAUGGGUAGUAGUAGGUGUAUCUUAUGUUUGUGUAUAUAAAGCCUUUCCAAAUGUUUGUCAGUGUUUUGCUUUCUCGCUGUAACAGCCCGCCUCGACAUUCUAUUUCUGGGUGAUUUCUUCGAAUUUUGAGUUUCAAGUUA